Messenger RNA from Gongylonema pulchrum, 282 nucleotides. The record is from the annotation of a GenBank genome assembly. Lineage: Eukaryota; Metazoa; Nematoda; Chromadorea; Rhabditida; Gongylonematidae.
AUGCAGCUGCUGCUGUUGUCGUUGUUAGCCGCUGCUGUUGUUGCUGCUACUGUUGCUGCUGCUGCUGUUGUUGCUGCUGUUGUUGCUGCUGUUGUUGUUGCUGCUGUUGUUGCUGUUAUUGUUGUUGCUGUUAUUGUUGUUGCUGUUAUUGUUGUUGCUGUUAUUGUUGUUGCUGUUAUUGUUGUUGCUGUUGUUGUUGUUGCUGUUAUUGUUGUUGCUGUUAUUGUUGUUGCUGCUGUUGUUAGCUGCUGCGGUUGUUGUUAUGCGUUUUGUGCUGUGUAA